GAGAGAGAGAGAGAGAGAGAUUGAACACCAUGAGCGUUCUGUUGCAAAUUCUACUUGCUUUACUGGUCUCCCUGCUUGGAGGACUUUACAUUCUUGGAGCCUUUCGUCGACAAAGGUCUGGAGAACCUCCUCUGGAUAAAGGUCCUCUCCCAUGGCUGGGACAUGUUCUGGAGUUCAGGAGGGACACUGCAAAGUUUCUGGAGAGGAUGAGAAAAAAGCACGGGGAUAUUUUCACUGUACUGCUAGGAGGGUUUUACUUCACCUUCAUCAUGGACCCACAUUCUUUCGGCUUAGUGAUUAAAGAGGCCCGGAACAAGAUGGACUUUUCUGAGUUUGCCAAGUUCCUGGUCAGGCGUGUUUUUGGCUACCAUCACAUAGAAGAAGACCACAAGCUCAUUCAGGCAUCCAGCAACAAGCAUCUGAUGGGUGAGGGCCUGGUGGUGUUAACGCAAUCGAUGAUGAACAACCUACAGAACCUCAUGCUGCACAGUAUCGGGUCUGGAAAUGAUAAUGAUGAAAGGCAGUGGCAGGAGGACGGGCUCUUCAUUUACUGUUACAACAUUGUGUUCCGUGCUGGAUAUCUGGCACUUUUUGGAAACGAAGUGGCAAAUACUUCAAAAAGUGCGUAUAAAGCAAAAGAAGCUGACCGAAACAAAUCUAAUGAGCUCUUUUAUGAGUUUCGUAAAUAUGAUAGACUUUUCCCAAAGCUGGCCUACGGAGUUCUGGGACCAUCUGAGAAAAUAGAAGCAGAAAGGCUGAAAAGGCUUUUCUGGAAAGUCCUCGCAGUGGAGGAAAUAAAGACCAAAGAGAACAUAAAUGACUGGGUGUCUGAAUCCUAUGAUGUGCGUGCUGAGCAUGGAGUGCCCGAAUCCAUGCUGGACAGAUACAUGUUCCUGCUCCUGUGGGUGUCCCAGAGUAACACAGGUCCCACAUCAUUCUGGCUUCUCCUGUUUCUCAUGAAGCACCCAGAAGCCAUGGAGGCAGUGAAAAACGAGGUUGAUGAGGUCCUCCGUCAAACCGGACAGGAAGUGAAGCAAGGUGGUCCAUUGAUUAAUCUGACCCGAGACAUGCUACUUAAAACCCCGGUUCUGGACAGCACCGUGGAUGAGGUCCUGCGCAUGACAGCUGCUCCCAUGCUCACAAGAGCUGUAAUGGAAGACAUGACCCUGAAAAUGGACAACGGGCAUGAAUACAAGAUCCGCAAAGGUGACCGCGUGGCCCUCUUCCCUUACACUGCUGUCCAGAUUGACCCGGAGGUGCACCCUGAUCCACACACCUUUAAAUACAACCGCUUCCUCACACCUGAAGGUGGGAAAAAGACCAAAUUCUACAAAGGAGGAAAAAAUCUAAAGUACUACAACAUGCCGUGGGGUGCUGGGACCAGCAUGUGUCCCGGGAGGUUCUUUGCAGUCAGCGAGCUCAAGCAGUUCAUCUUCCUCAUGCUUACAUAUUUUGACUUUGAGUUGAAAAACCCGGAUGAAGAGAUCCCAGAUAUUGAUGUGACACGUUGGGGAUUCGGGACGAUGCAGCCAACAUGUGACAUCCCGUUCAGAUAUAGACUCAGGUUUUAAAAUGUUCAUGUUAUUAACAUUCUACACUUUACCUGAUUGUCAGUGAUGAUGAUGAUGAUGAUGAUGAUGACGAUGAUGAUUACUGUAUUUUUGCUAAAUAUUUCUGAAAUAUAUAAGAAGUCAUGUUUAAGGGUAUCUCAGCCACUUUAAUUUACCUUUACUUUUUAAUCGUAUGACAUGUGAAUUUUAUUCUAUGUUGUUGUGUUCUAUGGAAAGCACUUUAACGCUUUUGUUGAACAAACAUUAUGUAAUUAGUACAAUCACCACUCUAGAUUUUUACUAUUAAACAUGAAUUGGAAAUGGUGACAUAAAACCUGUGUGAGAAGAUUAAACACACACACACACACACACACACA
Clarias gariepinus (North African catfish) is the source of this 1927-nucleotide messenger RNA. RefSeq names its product 5-beta-cholestane-3-alpha,7-alpha-diol 12-alpha-hydroxylase-like. The record is from RefSeq and is a predicted model, not a curated record. Gene Ontology annotation, molecular function: heme binding; iron ion binding; sterol 12-alpha-hydroxylase activity. Lineage: Eukaryota; Metazoa; Chordata; Actinopteri; Siluriformes; Clariidae. The transcript has a single exon. The coding region runs from base 30 to 1571 and encodes 513 amino acids.